AAAAAAUCUCUAUAAAUAACCUCAAAAUAUCAUCACCAUCUACCACACAAAGUUUAUAACACUAGUGAUCAUCAAUCAAUAUUUUCUUCAUAAUUUUCUCUGAUAAUUUUGGUCAUACAUAUCAAUUAAUUAUUUGUAUCGAUCGAUAUCGAGUUAGCUAUGGAUAGAAUAGGAGAGUUGGCAUCAAAGAAGGCAGCAGUAAUUUUCACAAAGAGUUCAUGUUUUAUGUGUCAUAGUAUUAAAGCACUAUUUUAUGAUAUUGGAGCAAGUCCAGCAAUUCAUGAACUUGAUGAAGAUCCAAAAGGGAAAGAAAUGGAGUGGGCAUUGAGAAGUUUAGGUUGUAAUCCAUGUGUUCCUGCUGUUUUUAUUGGUGGAAAAUAUGUUGGAUCAUGUAAGGAUGUUAUAUCCUUACAAGUUGAUGGUUCACUCAAACAAAUGCUCAUUGAUGCCAAAGCUAUUUGGUUAUAACUAAC
Solanum lycopersicum (tomato) is the source of this 473-nucleotide messenger RNA. Its product is annotated as glutaredoxin-C11. The record is from RefSeq and is a predicted model, not a curated record. Lineage: Eukaryota; Viridiplantae; Streptophyta; Magnoliopsida; Solanales; Solanaceae.